AGUAAUGGCUCCUGCACACAGGAUGCGGUAAUGCUUGCCGCGUUCUAUGUGCAGGAGCCAUAACGUCACUUCAGCUAGAAAGAACGCACCAGUGUGCACUUCUUGAACUAAUGCAAGAAGUUCAGCUGGAAAGAACAAACCUCUUAUAUUUUGAGAAGAGCGAUAUUUUCGAUGGGCAAAAAGAGAAAUUUUCAACCACCACCGGUAAUGCCAGGGCGAGUAAAAGUGGAGAUAAAAGAUGAAAUUGGAGACAGCGAUGUACUUGUAGCAAGAGAUCGUUUAAAAGGUGCUCUUCGUGAAUUAUUACAACAUAGUGAUACAGGUUCCUCAGCAGAAUCGAGUGAAGAAAGUCCUGCUCCCGAUUAUAAGCAACAAAUCAAAAGAACUACUAAAGUCAUGAAUUUUCCUCAACCACGGAAGAUUAGACGUCGUCGUCAAAUACAAGUUGAUACAUCAUUUCAUCAUACGUAUGUGAUGAAAUUAUUUGAUCGCAGUGUUGAUUUAGCUCAAUUUCAAGAAGAUACACCACUUUAUCCCAUAUGUCGCGCUUGGAUGGCUAAUCAACCAAGGAACCCUAACUUGGUUCCUAAAGUACGCAGCCCGAGCCCAGAAAUAGUGAAUGAAGUUAACAUGGGGAAUAAUUUGCUCGAUGCAAAUGGAGAAUUAAAUGAUAUCCAUUAUUUGCCACCACCUUUGCCUUGUGAAGAGGCUAUACCAAAAAACCGUAUUCCAUCUCCUGUACUACUUAGAGAGAAGGAUGAACUGAACUUAGAUUAUGACGGACACACUCUCAAAUCGCGAGAGACAUUAAUGAAAGAACAUACUGCACGAUGGAAUGUUAUUCGCAAAAAGUGGCAUCAUCAAGCACAUAAGAAUGAGCUACGUUUUAUAGAAAGCGCAAAUAUACUGAGCACCAUUUUUAAAAAGGCACAAUCAGAGUUUGAAUAACCGAGACGAAAGAGCAGCGAUCCAACACUGCCAAUUUUUUCGUCAUUGAUAGUUUUUAUUAUGUCAUCAAGGAGUAAUUUCUUAUUUAUUAUUUUUCUACACGUUUGCUUAUCGGGGUGAAUGUAUGAAUGCAAGGGAUGAUUAUAUACGUGUUAUGUGUGUAUAUAUAUAUAUAUAUGUCAAUUUUUUUUUUUAAUUUAUAAUAGGUAAAAAUGUAAUCAUGUUUUUUAAUCAACGUUUCUCCCGAUAACAAAUAAUUAUUACAACUCUUGUAGAUUUUCUUUUUUUCAUUAAUAAAACAUGCAAAUAAAGAAAUGAUUAAUUAUUUUCUCAAAACAGAUAGUAUUUCAGUAAAACUAUAAAAGAAACAUAUGUUUAUGUAUAAUAUAUGUGUGUGUGUGUGUGUGUUUAUAUAUAUAUAUGUAUGUAUGUAUGUAUAUAUAUACACUUUUAUUAGAAUGCGACAUUUCAUAAGAAUUUUAGAAUAACCAAAUUUAUCGGUUUUCCAAAAAGUGAUCAUAAUUCUCACACAAUAUCACGUUUGAUGGAGAAAAUUGAUGACAUAUAAUAAUAAUUUUCCAAUAGCAUAUAUGAACAGAACAACGUAUAAAAAUAAGAUUUACUUAUUCGAUAUCGAAUAAUUAACAAUAUAUAAUAUUAUAUAACACAUGCUAAUCUUAUAUCCUUAUAAUUUAUAUUAUUUUAAAUUUCGGAAGAGAUUGAACACUUAAAAGUGCUUAUAGAUUAUAUAUAAUCCAUAAUAUUUCAUACAGAAUGAUUUCAUUAUAAAUACGAAAACGGAUUCCGUUGAAAAUGUGUUUAGUUUGAUUUAUAAAGAGAUAUUAUGAUUAUUUGCCUGCAUUAUUUAAUUGCAACUAUUAAUGUAUGCAUUUUUAAAAAUUUAUAGAAACUAAAGCCGAGGAGGAAGGAUAAAACGAAUAAUUCUUGAAGGCUUGAGAAUUACACGCUUUUUAUUCUAGAUUCUAGAUAUUAACAGUCGCGUAACUUACAUUAUUUACUUUCAUUUAAUAGGAUUCUCACACAAACACUGUUUGAUUGUUUGUCGAUUGUAAACGCAUUUCUUUUAAAGAGCAAUUGUAAUUUUCAAGACUUCUUUUACAUACUUGCUGCGAUGUCUACGUUAUUGAAGAAUUUUGUCUCAUAUAAAAUGUAACUAAGAAAUAAAUAACAUAAUUUAAA
Odontomachus brunneus is the source of this 2148-nucleotide messenger RNA. It is a transcript of the gene mip40, whose product is annotated as protein lin-37 homolog. Gene Ontology annotation, biological process: negative regulation of transcription by RNA polymerase II. The record is from RefSeq and is a predicted model, not a curated record. Gene Ontology annotation, cellular component: transcription repressor complex; Myb complex. Lineage: Eukaryota; Metazoa; Arthropoda; Insecta; Hymenoptera; Formicidae. The transcript is spliced from 7 exons. The coding region runs from base 172 to 948 and encodes 258 amino acids.